GAAGUCAAAAGAAAUGGAACCCAAAUCCUUUGCCUCCGCAACAGUGCAAUUCGAUAUAGUAGCAACUUGAAAGGUUUAGGGUUUUAGAAUGCCAUAGAUUUAGGAAAAGAAACAAACAAAAUGGCAACUGCUUCGCUAUCAACUCCGGCUUCAAGAAUCUUCUCAUUCUCUUCCUUAUCAAUCCGCCUCCGAACCCUCACAACCGCCGCACGCGCCACCACCACCACCACUAGUAGUAAGAAGAAGCAGCAGCAGAAGCACAAGGAGCACAAGCAGAGAGUUGCCGUCAAAGAAAAGCGAAGAACUCGCUCCGAUCGAGAGUUCGAAUUGGAGACCAUCAAGCGUUAUGGCGACACCUCUUUCCACAUACCUGUCCUCCUCGGCGAAGUCCUCGACGUUUUUCCCGCCUCCAAACCCCUCCGCCGUUUCGUCGACUGCACCCUCGGAGCCGCCGGCCACUCCUCCGCCAUAAUUGAAGGGCAUCCCGAAAUGGAAGUGUAUGUGGGGCUUGAUGUUGAUCCUGUGGCGCUUGAAAAGGCUCGGGGUCGGAUCAAUGGUGUGUUGGACGCCCCUUUGAAAGCUUAUACAUUCUUGGAGAAUUUCAGAUGCAUCAAGUCUUUGCUUGCUGACGUGGAUGAGACGCUUCUCGACGCUGGGAUUGAUGGCAUCUUGAUGGAUUUGGGGAUGUCAUCGAUGCAGGUGAAUGAUCCUCAGAGAGGGUUCAGUGUGCUUGCUGAUGGGCCUCUCGAUAUGCGCAUGGAUCCUCAGGCAAGUCUGAAAGCAGAAGACAUUUUAAACUCUUGGCCAGAAACUGAGGUAGGGCGCAUCCUGCGAGAGUAUGGGGAAGAAAGCAACUGGUACUCUCUUCAGAAUAAAAUAGUUAAAGCACGAUUACAAGGUGGACUGCAUUCCACUGGUGAACUAGUAGAUCUUAUAAAAUCUGCAACCCCUCUAAGUCGAGAAGGGAGGCAAGGUUGGAUUAAGACAGCAACAAGGGUGUUUCAAGCUCUGAGGAUAGCAGUUAAUGAUGAGUUGAAGACUCUGGAGGAUUCUCUAUAUUCAUGUUUCGAUUGCCUUGCACCUGGUGGUAGGCUGGCAGUCAUCUCUUUCCACAGUUUAGAGGACAGAAUUGUGAAGCAAACAUUUCUUGACAUCAUCAACAUCGAAAGCAGAGAUGGGGAUGCUGAUAUGAUUGAAGAAGAAGCACAGAAGAAAGAUUUGAGAAAGAUCAGAAUAGACAUUGAUGAAGAUGAAUCGUGGAUCAAACAAAUGAUACAAGGGUUCAGAGGAACAAUUCUCACUAAGAGACCAAUUACGCCAUCUGAACAGGAAGAGAAACUGAACACCCGGUCUAGGAGUGCGAAGCUUAGGGUGAUUCAGAAGGUUUGAUCCAAUGUGAAAGCCAACAUAGUUCUGAAUUCCGGGUAUUACAUCCCCUUUCUACAACAAUAUUUCUCUAUCAUUUACCCCAUUAUUUAUUCAGCUAAUAAAAAGUAAUUCUCAUAC
Messenger RNA from Fragaria vesca subsp. vesca, 1506 nucleotides. Its product is annotated as ribosomal RNA small subunit methyltransferase H-like. The transcript has 4 exons. The record is from RefSeq and is a predicted model, not a curated record. The coding region runs from base 121 to 1389 and encodes 422 amino acids. Gene Ontology annotation, molecular function: rRNA (cytosine-N4-)-methyltransferase activity. Gene Ontology annotation, biological process: rRNA base methylation. Lineage: Eukaryota; Viridiplantae; Streptophyta; Magnoliopsida; Rosales; Rosaceae.